UCGACACCUGUCUCUCUUUCUCUUUCUCCAUCUUUAUUGGUUUCUUCUUUUUAUUUUGCUUCUUCCUUUAUAACUCUCUUUCUCUACUACUCCCUUCCUCUGUUGAUCUUGCUAAGCCUUCAUGGCCAAAAGAAACAUAAAAUAAAAAGAAGGAAAGUAGCACUGAUCAUAUGUGCUUCUCAUUCAGAUGGUAAGAAGUUCACAUCUGUUAUUUUUUAUUCUUAAGCGUUUUUUUCAUUGUUAUCAGUAUUAGUUCUAUUAGGAAGCAAGAAAGAUUCCUGCGAAGUACUCAAGAAGAGAGAGAGAAGAGUAUGUAGUGACUUUGUUUUUGUUCAUUCCCUUUUUCUUGCUUCUUUUUCUGGUUAAUUGGAAGUGGUUUUGGUGAAAAAGAGAGGAGAAGAGACCCAAAUUUCAAGAGGUUGAGAUGGGUUACCUCAGAUCCAGGGAAGCCAGGUGUUAUGCGAAAAGGGCUUCUUCUUUUUAGGGUCUUCCUGUGAUUCUUGGGAGUUCGCCUUUCCUGGGUUCUUUCUCAUGACCCCUUUUUUUCUGUCUUCUAUCUUGUGCUUAUAGAUAAGGCGUUGAAUUUAAUCUUGUUUGUAUUUUCUUUCUCCGUCUUUUGGUUGAAUUUAAGGGUUGGUAGGGAUUUGGGGUCUGCUCUUGUUGUUUGUCUUUCACUUUUAGUUGACAGGGUAGUUAGUGAAGAUUCCAGGAGGAAGCAGAAGGAAGUUGGUGAAGUCCAGAGGGAUCUAACCCAUCUAUCCAGUGUCUAAAUUUCACCAAAUGGAAGUCUGGAUCCGUUGUUUCUCACCAGAUCUGACAACCCAUUUCCGUUGUACUUCUUAGCUCGUUUGUUUUAGGCGCAAUUAGGUUCCUUUUAUUUACUCUUCGGGGGUUGGCGAUUUCAUCUCCUCUCUUGAUUGUUAGAAUCAAUUUAUUUACUGGGUCAUUUAGUUAACUAGGCAUGGAAGGUUGCUUGUUCAAACCUGUAAGUCUCCUUUGGAGAUCGUUGCAUGUUGGAGGAGGAGAUGGAGUGGUUGGAAAAUGACAGGCUAUGUGAUUUUGGAGGGGUCGAAAGGUUACUAUUACUACUACUACUACUACUCAGAUAGGGGAGUUGAUGGAGGAGAUGUCUCCAGCGGUUGCAGUGCCAUUUAGGUUAGGUAAUACAAUCUGUGAUAAUUCUGCUAUUGCAACCCACAUGGAAAUUACAAGACUAAAAUUAUUAACGGACGCAGCAAGUCUUCUGUCGGAUCCUGCUGCCAAGCACUCUUCUGAAUCUGUUUGUAGCGGAGAUGAAGGUUGCAAUUGUAGUGAUCAACGUACUGAAGUUGGUAUUGCAACCAUAUCAGCACCUCAGCAGAACGGCAGGGAAGGAGCUACUGCAUCGGUUGGGAUGGAAAUCCCGGAUAAUGAAAGCAACUGGGUUGGUACUGAUGCUACAAUUCAUGAUAUCGAGGAAGAUGAUUCUCUUUCUGUGGGGGGCGACCAAGUAUUGGAUAGUUCUUGUUCUCUUUCUGUGGCUAGUGAUACCAGUAGUCUAUGUGGCGAUGAAACAUUGUCUUUUGAUACAGCUUGUGAGUUAAGCACACCAAGUUCUGUGGUUGUUGAGAAGAACAUCGAAAAUGCUCAUGUUAUUGCAAAGUCCGCCACUUUGGGGGAUUUAAAUACUGACCAGGAGCCCAUGGGUGAAAUUCUUUCUGUGCCAGCGGGCUUUGAGGUUGAGAUUCGAGAAGGGUUUGAUCGAAAGGCAUCGGCUGUGGUUCUUCAGUUGCCUCCAGAGGAAGGGAUCUGCAGAACAGGAAUGCGCAGUGUUUAUGAAUUGAGUUGUAUACCUCUUUGGGGUAGUACAUCUAUCUGUGGAAGAAGACCAGAGAUGGAAGAUGCUGUUGCUACUGUACCUUGGUUUCUGAAAAUUCCUAUUAAAAUGCUGACAGAUGACCAUGUUGUGGAUGGUAUGAACCAAAAGUUGAUUCACUCAACUGCUCAUUUCUUUGGAGUUUAUGAUGGCCAUGGAGGCUCUCAGGUUGCUAAUUACUGUCGUGAACGUAUCCAUUCGGCUUUGAUUGAGGAGAUAGAAACCUUGCAAGAAAGUAUGGAUGGUGGAAGUAAUACUGAUAAUUGGAAACUGCAGUGGGAGAAAGCAUUCACCAGUUGCUUUGUAAAAGUUGAUGAUGAGGUUGCAGGAAGAGUUGGCAGAGAAGGUGUAGAGGACAAGGAUGAUACCUCUGAACCUGGUCCUGAACCUAUUGCACCAGAAACUGUUGGGUCUACAGCUGUGGUGGCUAUUAUUUGCUCGUCACACAUCAUAGUUGCAAAUUGUGGUGAUUCAAGAGCAGUCCUCUGUCGCGGCAAAGAGCCUAUUCCAUUGUCUGUUGAUCAUAAACCAAAUAGGGAAGACGAGUAUUCAAGGAUUGAAGCAGCUGGAGGCAAGGUCAUACAAUGGAAUGGAUAUCGUGUAUUUGGUGUUCUUGCAAUGUCAAGGUCCAUUGGUGAUAGAUAUUUGAAACCGUGCAUCAUUCCAGAACCAGAAGUCAUGUUUAUUCCUCGAGCAAAAGAAGACGAAUGUCUGAUUCUAGCCAGUGAUGGUUUAUGGGAUGUUAUGACAAAUGAGGAGGUUUGUGAAGUGGCUCGAAGGCGAAUCCUUCUCUGGCACAAAAAGAAUGGUAUCACCCUUCCUGCAGAAAGGGGUGAUGGAGUUGAUCCUGCUGCUCAAUCAGCAGCUGAAUUCCUCUCGAAGCUUGCUCUUCAGAAAGGUAGCAAGGACAACAUUACCGUGGUUGUGGUGGAUUUGAAAGCUCAGAGAAAGUUUAAGAGCAAAACCUGAUGGUAAUUGGUAAGUUCACUGCUAAUUUUGUCUUUUGGUCUAUAACUGUGCGAUAUAGAACUCCACAAAGUUCAUAUGGUUACUACCAUUGAACAUAGCUCUGCCCAUCUGUUUUUCACUUGGGCUUAAUGGGUGUACAAGAGUAGUUUUUCUAUAUGUACUAUAGGAUCUGCACCAUAUUGGAAUCCCUUCUCAUUUCAUACAUCAUGCCAAGUUUUGGCCAUGUAAAUUUGAGCUGCUGUUGUAGGGUAGGAUGAGGGGAGAGAGUUUCUUUCCCUUGCACUAGAGCUCUGGUUAAUUGUAUUCGUUACUGCCUCCGAGUUGAAGGCUCUGUGAGGUAUUUCACUUGCAUCGUUUUUACAACAUGGUGCCUUGUAAAAGAACUAGCAAGAUCCAAAGAUGGGUUUAUGAUCAUGUUCAAAAGGCUCCUCAUUUUCAGCUUCUA
Molecule: messenger RNA, 3269 nt
Organism: Nelumbo nucifera (sacred lotus)
Lineage: Eukaryota; Viridiplantae; Streptophyta; Magnoliopsida; Proteales; Nelumbonaceae
Product: protein phosphatase 2C 16-like
Biological process (GO): protein dephosphorylation
Molecular function (GO): protein serine/threonine phosphatase activity; cation binding
Source: RefSeq, a predicted model, not a curated record